ACAAAAAUAAAUUACUACUAGGUAGUUGACUCUUUCUUUAAUAUAUAAUUUUAUGACACUAUUUGUGAAACAGUAAUUUUUUCAAUUGAAGAAUAGCACCUCGAGUUUAAAAAUUGAUAGCAUAAAUGUCCAAUAAUACCUUUUAUCAUAAACCCAAAAUUAGUGAAACAUGACGUCAUCGCUAUUCUACACAUUGAUUCAUUGUCAGUAAAGGAUGUCGAAUAUAUCUUACAUUCAGUAUUAUGAAUAACCAAUAUCAAUCAUCUUGGUGUAAAUGUAAACUACUAUUACACUAUUGAUAUUCAGUUGAUGGGAAAUUUAGAAUCUUACUUAUUUUAAAAAUUGUUUUUUUAGUUUUCUAACUUAGAAUACCUAUUUAGUAAAAAAACAUUUUAACUAUUUAAAAAUUUAUACCUUUUAUCAUCUGUAAUUAGCAGAAUUAUGGAUAGAGAUUCAAAAAAUUUUGUUCAAAAAAUUGCUGUUGAUAUUGUUUGUCUUGGGUCAGUUGGAUUUUCUGUUUUAAUCUUUUAUUUGAGUGGUGAACCAUAUCAAAGAGGAUUCUAUUGUAAUGAUGAAUCUAUACGCUAUCCAUUUAGGGAAUCAACUGUUCCAUCAAGUGUUCUGUAUUCAGUUGGAUUAGGACUACCUACACUUGUUAUUCUGACAGUAGAAUAUUUAUUACAAAAAUCAGAGCAAGCACAAUAUUCUCUUUUUGGAAAAAAUAUUCCAAAUUGGGUAUUUUCAGCUUACAAUAACCUUUUGUGGUUUUUGUUUGGUGCAGCCUGUUCUCAAUUAACUACUGAUGUGGGUAAAUAUACCAUUGGAAGAUUGAGACCUCAUUUUCUAGAUGUUUGUGGUCUUUCUAAAAUAUGUACAGAACCAGGUAAUCAAUUUAGAUAUAUUGAAGAUAUAUCAUGUGAAAAUUCAGAUGAUCAUAGAAAAAAGGAUAGUCGAUUAUCAUUUCCAUCUGGACAUUCUUCAUUAUCAUUUUACUGCAUGGUGUAUUUAGCUGUUUAUUUACAAUCUCGAAUUAAAAUAGCAAAAUAUGGUAUGGCAAAAAGUUUUUUUCAGUUCAUUGUUAUAUUAAUGGCAGCAUAUUGUGCACUUACGCGAGUUAGCAACUACAAACACCAUUGGAGUGAUGUAUUGGCUGGUACCCUUUUAGGAUCACUAAUAGCAACAUUAACUGCAUUUUAUGUUUCUGAUUUGUUUAUAUCCAAAACUAAAUGUUCUCGAAAACGCAAUAAUUCAUCUGACAAUGUGGACACAAUAAACCCUUCACAAACUGUUGAAUUGAAGGCUAUAACAUAAGAAAAGCUAUUUGGACGCAACAUAAUAUGGUUUUAUGAAUACAAAUUUAUUAAAUUGAUAAUAGAAUACCUAUGUAGUAUCUGAAUACAUGACAAUUGAUCAAAAGUAAUUUACCAUAAGUCAAUAUAUUAUAAACAUUUUAUCAUUGCAUAACUUUUUAUUGUAAAAGCAAUUAUCCAAUAUAUUCUGUACUUAAAUGUUUAUAUUAAAAAGAAAAAACUACACAUAAAUAGGCCAAAAUUUUCUUUUUUACAAUAAUAAAAAUGUGAGGGGUUCUACAUUCAAAUAAUUUAUAUUUUCUUUCUUUUAUAAAUAAAGAUCACCUUAAAAAGUAUGGCUUAAUAAUUUAUGUGUUUUAGUUGUUAAAAUUUGUAGUAUCUGACAUUGUACCCAAUUAAUUAAAAAAUUUUAGGUAGAAUAGAGACUCCACAUAUAGUAGAUUAUAAUUCUCCUUUAAAACAAUUUUAUUUUGAAAAUUAUAUAAGAAUAACCUAUUUUUAAUAUAUAUCUUUAAUAACUAUUAUAACUAUUUUUUAAGGAACCUAAAAUAUAUUCACCAACCAAAAAAUGUGACUUAUGCUAGCUAUUUCUUAAAAUUUGAAUGCACAAAAUAUAGUAAAAUUUUAAUGAAACAAAAUUCACGAGGAACCAAAAAAAAUUUCUAAUAUAGAGAAAUUUGUUAAAUAUUUUCUCAAAAAUAUUUCAUUAAACAUAAAUUUUUUUUUAAUGGAAAUUCUUUAUAUUAAAGUUUUACUUUAUUAUCAGUUUUAUCUUGAAAUUAUAUUGCUCACUUAAAGUAUAUAACCUACACAUUUUAUACCAAAUCAUCAAUAUUCUUAUUUUCAAACA
Daktulosphaira vitifoliae (grape phylloxera) is the source of this 2160-nucleotide messenger RNA. RefSeq names its product putative phosphatidate phosphatase. The coding region runs from base 442 to 1311 and encodes 289 amino acids. Gene Ontology annotation, molecular function: phosphatidate phosphatase activity. NCBI's taxonomy places the organism in Eukaryota, Metazoa, Arthropoda, Insecta, Hemiptera, Phylloxeridae. The transcript has 6 exons. The record is from RefSeq and is a predicted model, not a curated record. Gene Ontology annotation, biological process: signal transduction; phospholipid dephosphorylation; phospholipid metabolic process.